GACCCCACAUUCCUCUCUCUCUCUCUCUCUCUCUCUCUCUCUCUCUCUCUCUCUCUCUCAUCACCAUUGAUGCCCCCUUAAAACAGCUACCCCUUUCGUCAUUCAAGAAUGUAAUUGCCAUGGGCGUGGACAUGUCGAAUCCCUCCUCUCGCACCAAAGAUUUCUUUGCUUCUCCAGCUCUCUCUCUCACUCUUGCCGGUGUUUUUCGGGGUGCUGCUACACCGGCGGCAAGCGUGGAGGUGGAACAAGGUGACGAAGAGAGCGGAGGCGGAGGCCGAGAAGACGCAGUUGAGAUUAGCAGCGAGAAUACUGGCCCCGGAAGAUCCGACGAAGAUGGAUACGCCGAGGGAGAUGAAGAGGACGACGGUGAGGAGGGAAAGAACAAGAAGAAGAAGAGAAAGAAAUAUCACAGGCACACAGCCGAGCAAAUUCGAGAAAUGGAAGCAUUGUUUAAAGAAUCGCCUCACCCAGAUGAGAAGCAAAGGCAACAACUGAGUAAGCAAUUGGGCCUUGCCCCUAGGCAAGUCAAGUUCUGGUUUCAAAAUCGCAGAACCCAAAUCAAGGCAAUACAGGAGCGCCAUGAAAAUGCUCUGUUGAAGUCUGAGAUAGAGAAGCUCAGAGAAGAAAACCGAACCAUGAGGGAGACCAUUAAGAAGGCUUGUUGCCCAAAUUGUGGCUUUGCUACCUCUAGCAAAGAUGUAACGACUGAGGAGCAGCAGUUACGGAUUGAAAAUGCAAAGCUAAAAGCCGAGCUAGAAAAGUUGCGGGCAACCAUCGCGAAAUACCCUCCGGGGACGGCAUCACCCAGCUCCUCCUGCUCGGCCGGAAACGACCAAGAGAACAGAAGCUCCUUAGAUUACUACACUGGGAUAUUUGGGCUUGAGAAGUCCAGAAUAUUGGAGAUCGUCUACCAAGCUCUGGAAGAGGUCAACAAGAUGGCAACUGCAGGUGAACCUCUGUGGGUUCGAAGUGUUGAGACUGGCCGCGAAAUACUCAAUUACGACGAAUAUGUUCGCCAGUUCUCGGUUGAGAAUUCAAGCAAUGGACGGAUCAAAAGAUCCAUUGAAGCCUCAAGAGAGUCUGGUGUAGUCUUCGUAGACCUCUCAAGGCUAGUUCAAGCUUUCAUGGACGUGAAUCAAUGGAAGGAGAUGUUUCCUUGCAUGAUCUCUAAGGCAGCCACCGUAGAUGUAAUCUGCGAUGGAGAAGGCGUCAAUAGAAAUGGUGCUGUGCAGCUAAUGUUUGCAGAACUGCAAAUGCUCACACCCAUGGUGCCCACAAGAGAGGUGUAUUUCAUCAGAUACUGCAAGCAACUAAGCCCCGAGCGGUGGGCUAUCGUUGAUGUGUCGAUCGACAAAGUUGAAGACAAUAUUGAUGCAUCCCUUGUCAAAUGCAGGAAAAGGCCAUCUGGCUGCAUCGUCGAGGACAAAUCUAAUGGUCACUGCAAGGUGACUUGGGUCGAGCACUUGGAGUGCCAGAAAAGCACAGUCCACACUAUGUUUCGCUCAAUUGUUAACAGUGGCACUGCGUUUGGCGCCAGGCACUGGAUGGCAACACUCCAGCUCCAAUGUGAGAGGAUUGUUUUCUUCAUGGCAACCAAUGUACCCACCAAGGAUUCAACUGGGGUGGCCACUUUGGCCGGAAGGAAAAGCAUUUUGAAGCUGGCACAACGAAUGACAUGGAGCUUUUGCCGUGCGGUGGGUGCAUCUAGCUUUCACACAUGGACCAAGAUCUCAACCAAGGGAGGAGAAGACAUAAGGGUGGCCUCUAGGAAGAAUUUGAACGACCCAGCAGAACCUCUUGGGGUGAUCUUGUGUGCAGUUUCUUCUGUAUGCUUGCCUGUCUCACCCCAUAUUCUCUUUGAUUUCUUGAGAGACGAUUCUCGACGACAUGAGUGGGAUAUCAUGUUAACUGGAGGCCCAGUACAAUCCAUUGCAAAUUUGGCUAAGGGACAAGAUCGCGGCAAUGCAGUAACAAUUCAGGCAAUGAAAUCAAAAGAGAGUAGUGUAUGGAUACUCCAAGAUAGUUGUACAAAUGCUUAUGAAUCCAUGGUUGUAUAUGCACCUGUGGACAUCACUGGAACGCAAUCAGUUAUAACAGGAUGUGAUUCAAGCAAUGUCGCCAUUUUGCCUUCAGGUUUCUCAAUUCUUCCAGAUGGGCUUGAGACAAGACCUCUUGUUCUCACUUCCAGGCCGGAGGAGAAGACCACAGAAGGGGGUUCCUUGCUUACCAUAGCUUUUCAAAUCCUGGCCAAUACCUCUCCCACAGCCAAACUAACCAUGGAGUCUGUAGAAACUGUUAACAACUUCAUUUCAUGUACAUUGCAGAACAUUAAGACAAACUUGCAAUGUGAGGAUGCUUGAUUGAUUUAGCUUUGUAAAAUACUUAUAUACCAAGUUAAUUGUAAAACGGCUAUAGUAUUUCCACACAUGAUUGACCAUUUAAAAUGUGAGCCAAUUUUGCUUCAUGGAUCAGAAACCCUUGGUGUAUUUGCAAGAUAUUCAUCUGGGUCAAUUUAACAAGAUCUUGGUC
Molecule: messenger RNA, 2529 nt
Organism: Nelumbo nucifera (sacred lotus)
Lineage: Eukaryota; Viridiplantae; Streptophyta; Magnoliopsida; Proteales; Nelumbonaceae
Gene: GL2
Product: HD-ZIP IV family of homeobox-leucine zipper protein with lipid-binding START domain-containing protein
Biological process (GO): regulation of DNA-templated transcription
Molecular function (GO): DNA-binding transcription factor activity, RNA polymerase II-specific; DNA binding; lipid binding
Source: RefSeq, a predicted model, not a curated record